UAUACACAUUUACUUAUACCUACACUCUAAAUAAAAAGUGCAUAAUGCAUAAUGCAGAUGCGCAGUGUUUUUCUGUAACUCAAAAAUUAAAGCGAAAUGCGUAUGAAAUUAACCUGUAAAAAUAACAUUAUAUCUAAAUUAAAUAAACAUCUUUAUUAAAUUAUAAAGAUACUCAAUAACAAUGUCUCAACAAAGUGAAAAUCUGGAUUUUUCUGGUCUUUUUAAAUUAGACGUUUUGGCACAGUUUGAUAUCGCAAAUCACAGUUUCUCCGAAGUUGGCUUAAAGAAAUUUUUAGCAUUAUCUAGCGACAAAGAGUUAUUAUUUUUAUACAUAAAUUCACAGUUUGAAAGAUUUGAUCAUGUGUACGAUUGGGAUUUCGUUGACAAUCCCGUGUAUUGUAUGUGUUUUGAGCCAAGUGGUACAUGGGUAUUGAUUGUCAGUGAGGAAAAAGUACUACUUGUUCCUUUUUUACCUCGGUUUAUACCUCAAAAUACCUUUGACUGCAAAUGGUCAUUGUCAAGUGUUACAGUCUUACCACUUCCUGAAAUUCCAGAACCUAUAUCUGUAGUGUGGUGGCUUACAAAAGAAUCUGAGAAUAUUAUUAUUAUUGCUUCAAAGUCAGGAUCAGUCAUUUUCUACUCUUUGGAAUCACAACGAGUUGUUGGAGAAACUAAGGUUCAAGGUGAAAUAGUUGAUUUGCAAAUUUGUUUCGAUGAUUCCCUAGAUCUUCUUGCACUAUUAAUUUCAAAAGGUCCUACUCAGCAAUGGAAAUUAGUGUUGGAGCACAGAUCUUUCGGCUAUAAUUGGCUCCAACAAAUGCAAAUUCAAAAUGAUAAGGAGAAGAAAGAUGGUUUCAUGUCGUACAUUAAGCAAUUAUCUAAAGACAAAAUAACAUUUUUUACACAAAGUGGUUCUAAAGAUGAAAACAAAACACAAACUGUGGAGUAUGUUUUGACUCCAAUAGAGUACUUGCCAAAAAACCGUAAAAAUUCUAACAGUUGGGCUUUGAGUGCACAAUAUGUAAAUGGAAGACAUUUUUUAACAGCAUUUGAAAUAAACGAAGGGAUUAUUACACUUGAAAGCCCUGCUGACGAUGCACCAUCGAAAACUCUUAAACCUCAUAUUAAAAAUGAUGGUUUAUACAUUCAGGGCCUAUGCUCUCAAAGAUUAGUAUAUCUUUUAAGAAAAAAUCAAUUGGAAAUACACAGUGCUCAGUUCUCUCAGAGUCAGGGUGAAGCACUUCUUGGAUUAAAAAGAGAUUUCUCAGAGCUUUGGACUGCUGAAUUGAUCGGCAAUGUUCAACGAGCGUACUUGAUGUCCGCAAAGGAGCCACCUUCGAUCUCUUCUGGGUGGAAGGAACCAACCUUCAUGUGCGACUUGCAGCUGCCACGUUUUACAUUGGAGCCGUGUCUCAUCGUGACCUCCUGUGGUGCCUACGUAUUAAACACCGUGAGCGAGCCGUGCGAGUGGCUGGUGGGGCUGAUCAUGCGCGGCGGCGCGGGCGCGGAGCUGUCGGCGGCGGCGCUGGGCGCGCCCGUGCCCGUGCUGCUGCGCGCCGCCGCCGACAUGCUGCUGUCGCGGGGCCGCGUGGCGCCCGCGCACUACCUCUACUCGCUGUCCAAGAGUCAACCGGAUGGUUGGGUAGCUCGUUUGGGUGUGUUUGGAAGACUUCAUGAACUUUCGAUGUACAAGCAAGUUGGUAACGUCGGGAGCCUUGGCAAUGCCGCCAUUACUUCUAAACUGCUUGCAUUGCUCCUAAAAAUUGGAACAAAUAGCGAAGAAAGUUUUGACAUGGAUGUUAAGUUCACAAAUCUUAGUACAAUGGAACUCCAAGAGUUAACUUCAGUGGCUGCUGCUAUAGGAUUGUGGGAAUUGGUUCCAGUUUUCAGUAUUCACAGAGGAUAUCCUCAUUUGCUACUCAACGCUAUUAAAACAAGAAGUGAUAUUUGCCGAGGUGCUAUUGUAUGCCUAUUGCAAAAUAAGUGUCUUGUGCCGAUACUUUUGGAGGAAAACGGACAGUGGCUUUUCGACUUUAUCGCUGAGAAAUGCAAUAAACUCGAUACAAUCAUACUGAAACGUUUAUGUUUGUGGUUGAAUCCAUUACAAGAUCAAUUGCGUCCCGUGAUGCGUGACUUGAAACAAGGGAUAACAUCAAUUUACGCGACAAGAAUGCUACAACUUAUAGCAACAUUUAUGCAUGUCGCUUGUGCAAUAGAAUCUCGGCAGCCUUGUCUUGAAAUCCACACGGAUGUCACACAAAAGCCCGAGACAUGGAAGAAUCAGUUUGCUCCAAGAAGAUCGGUGUCCUGUGGCCUGGGACACUGGGCGGUGACCGAUGAGGGCAACGCUAAGAUAAUGGUUGCGAAUACAUCCGUCAAUACAGAGCUAACCGGUAUGGUUAUUGACGUAGCAUGCGGGAGACACCAUACGCUUCUGUUGACGGAGAAUGGGGUGUACGCGGCGGGAGACAACUCGUUCGGGCAGCUGGGCGUGGGCGCGGCGUGGGCGGGCGCGGCGGGCGACGGCGCCAGUGCGGGCGGCGCGGCGCUGCACGUGCACUACGCCUGGACCGCGCCGCUCGUGGCGCUCGCUGCCGGACACUACCACUCCGCCGCCGUCGACGUCGGCGGCCGCCUCUACACCUGGGGGUGGGGCGUCCACGGACAGCUUUGCCUAGGAAGCAUAGACGACCAGUACACGCCUCAACUAGUGACCAAGUUUCAAGGCAGAAAGGUGCUGAACGUGGGGUGCGGCGCGUGCCACACGGUGGUGCUGAUGAAGAACGGCGAGGUGUGGGCGUGCGGCGCCGGCGUGUUCGGCCAGCUGGGCGGCGGCGCGCGCGACAAGAGCGCCGUGCCGCUGCGCGUGCCGCUCGCCGACGCCGUCACCACCAUCGCCGUCGGGUACUUCCACAACCUAGCGUUAACUUCGAAAGGACAACUCUGGUGCUGGGGAGCGAGCCCGCAGCAGGUGCGCGCGACGCACGCGCGGCGCUCGGGCAGCCCGCCCGCGCCCCCCGCGCCCGCCCCGCUCGCGCUGGCGCCCGACCCGCACCUGACGCCGCAACUCGUCGACACGAGGAACGUGCAGGGAAAAAUUGUGCAGUUAUCGGCUGGUUGGCAUCAUUCAUGUAUUGUCAACAACUUUGCAACGAUAUACUCGUGGGGACUGAAUUUUGAUGGGCAACUAGGAAGUGGAGAUCGUAAACAAGUACAGAUACCGACGGAGGUAAAAAUCCGUUCAGAGACCCAAAACGAAGCGAAGUCAAACAAUUCACCUACCAAGGAGAUUAUAAAUAUGAAGGCCCUUGUAGCCUGUGGCGGGGAUUUCACCAUAUUUAUAGAUGAUGACGGACGAAUUUAUGCGACUGGAAACAUGCACUUACAAGCUGUCAAUGAAAAAGAGAAACCGAAUAAUCGAGUUAUUAUGAUGAAGACGACGAAGCGGGUGAUAAAGAUACCAGCGAGCAGGACCAACAACAAGUUCCUAUUUCAAGAAGUAGAUUUCAUACAUAUAAUGUUCCCGUUCGAUAUAGACGGUAUUGACAGGAAGCCAAUUGAACCAAGAUUGAAUCCAUUGAACUCUCUCGCUGAUUUCAAGAAGAAAUCGUGGGCAGAUGACGUCAUUAUGCUUCUCAAACCGUGGAUCAAUGAAGAGAAUUUAACGGGAAAUCUAAAUAUGGCCGCUAAAUUAGCGUAUCACAGGAAAACGUAUUCGGACUGUCUUAAAUAUUCGCUUGAUAACUUAAAUCGAGGUAAUCAAAGUGACCAAUUCUACGUAACACACCAAGAUAAUUCAGAAGACGUUAAUCAGCUUCGAACGAAGGACGAGUCGAAAAUCGCGAUCACGAAUAUUAUGUCGAAACGUAUUAAGGAUAUAUCUAUGACGAUUUUGAACGAAGAACCCUACCCGAUAAUCGAACCCAGUACCUUUCAAGCUAUACCAUGUUGCUGCGAUGAGUUGAAAUAUACAACGAAACAAAUAAUAUCAAAAUCGAUCACAAACAUUGCUGAUAUCAACCUAUCUGCGCAAGCAGCUCAAAUAAUAGACAAAUGCAUUAGUAUUUUCCCCGUCGACAGCAAAUUGUGGGAAACCUCCUUCCGAUUCGCGAAAGAUUUUUAUUUGAGCAAUGAUUUAGAUGUUGAAGAAUUGGAAGCGGUUCUUCGCAAAUAUAUGGAGACCAACGCGAACACAAUGGCGGCAGCUAUAAUGUAUUCAAAUGAUUGCACCCAGUAUAGUGAGAUAUUGUCUCCAAAAUUUUAUUUAAAUAUGUGCAAUGAAAUUUUAGACACAUGGGGUUGAAGUCAUUUUAAAAAUACGACGGAAUUUCGUUAUCUAUUUGUGACAUAUUCAGUCAUUUGAUGUUAUAAAACGAGGGUACAAUUCGAUUUCAAUCAUAUCUUCGGAAAUCAUUAAAUAUUUCAAAAGACGACGCCGUCGUUCGGUUUUUUACCGAAUGUAUUGUUGGUAGAAAUACUGAAUAGUAUUGACUGAUGUAUAGCAAUAUACUAUAUCGAAGGUUGCAACAAAAAAAAAAAAAAAAUUAACAAUUUGACACAUUCAAAAAUUAUUCUAACCGCUAGGCAAAAUCUUCUCUCCCAUUGAGGAGAAAGAUUUUAAGAUUGAUAAAGUAUUUAUCCAUAAAACUAUUGAAAGUAUUAGUCUUUCAUAUAAUUAUUAGCAUAUUUUACAAUUUUAAUAGCAAUAUGUGUUACUUGUGUGUUAUAAUUACAAUGUGCACAUUUUUUAUAUUUUUUUGUUAUAUAUUUAAAAAAAUGUAUUAAGAUGUGUGUUACUCAUUAAUGUGUCUCACUUUUUCUCAUAAUAAAGUGGACUGUAUAAGAACGUAUGCUAAAUUUUAAUUGUUAAAAUUAGUUGAAUUAUUAAUUAUGAAAAAAAAAACAUCACAAUUCUUUAGAAAUUAUGUUUUAAUAAGAUUAUUAUAUUAAUAUGUUGCCAUUUAAAAACUUAGUUUGUAUGGAAUUUAAUUAUUAUGAUUUAUAACACUCUUAUUGGCCUAGCUUGAGAUUGAAAUCAUAAAUAUUGUUUUUUUAUUAUAGUCUGUCUAAUUUUUAGUACGACAGAGUGAUUUUAAAAAAAGAAUAUCAAUCUUAAUCGAUAAUCGCGUUUUAGACAAGUGAAUUAAAUAUUGUUAUAAUAAGCGUGUAUAAAAUGUUACUACUCAAAGAAAUUAGGAGAUAAAAAUCUUUAAUAUUCGCAUAUCGACUUUUUACGUGGAAUUUUUGAUUAAGAAAAAAAGAUGUUUAAGAGUUAUUUAAAGUAAUCUGUUGUGGCCUCAAGUAGAAUAAUUUUAGUUAUAGACUUUCCAUGUUUUAGUUAUAUGUUAUAAAUACCGUUUUUAUUGAAGUUUGUUUCUCUAGUCAGUAGAUAUAGUAAUAAUUUUUAUUGCCUUAUUUUCAUGUUUAAUACGCUAUUUUACCGUCCGCAGACUUAUUAAAACUAUUAUAGAAUAUUUUUAAAAUGUUUAUUUUUGCUAAAUGAAAUAUUACAAUUGAUUAAUACUUGUUACUUGUAUAGGUCUUAUUAACAUAUUCCGUCUAUUGAUUGCUUGCUAAUAUAUAUUGUGAUAUGUAUGAUAAUUUGCAACACUUAGUUAUUAAUCCGAUUUCUUAGAUAUAUAUAUAUAUAUAUAUAUUUUAUAACAAAAAUGUUGUUUUAAAGAGCUUGGCAUUAUUGUGAAUUUAUUCUAGAUUAUUUAAAUUAAUUCCAUUAUUUUAAAUAUUUAUACUACACUGCUAAUAAUAUAUUAUAUAAUUGGCA
Messenger RNA from Nymphalis io (European peacock), 5782 nucleotides. RefSeq lists its product as uncharacterized. Lineage: Eukaryota; Metazoa; Arthropoda; Insecta; Lepidoptera; Nymphalidae. Bases 182 to 4303 code for a protein of 1373 amino acids. The record is from RefSeq and is a predicted model, not a curated record. Gene Ontology annotation, molecular function: protein binding. The transcript is spliced from 18 exons.